GUAGGUCAUUUUGUUGGUGGUUUGCGAGGUGACUCCUCUUGUGGUGGUGGUAGGACGGUUCAGUUGGGGAUGUCGUGGGAAAAUGAGGGGAGCUUGGCUUUUAUGAUGGAGAAAGCACGAGCUACCGCGGUUGUUGGUCUAGGUUCAAGCGGCGGAGAUUUCCCCACUUGCUGGCGCGCAUUGGCGGCUUCGCUUGCGCUAUCUUCCAUCGUCAUUAUACGCUGCCAACCCAGGGGUCCUCGGGUGGGCGUUACUCUAGGCAAAAUGUGGUGUGAUAUUGCUUCCAUUUGGUAUACUAGAAGGUGAUUUAGGUUGUGCCAAGAUAAAUAAAUCGCCAAAGCCCAUCCAAAUAUAAGCGGUGUGUCUG
Messenger RNA from Aspergillus aculeatinus CBS 121060, 367 nucleotides. RefSeq lists its product as uncharacterized. The coding region runs from base 70 to 306 and encodes 78 amino acids. The transcript is spliced from 2 exons. The record is from RefSeq and is a predicted model, not a curated record. Lineage: Eukaryota; Fungi; Ascomycota; Eurotiomycetes; Eurotiales; Aspergillaceae.